Molecule: messenger RNA, 2692 nt
Organism: Lampris incognitus (smalleye Pacific opah)
Lineage: Eukaryota; Metazoa; Chordata; Actinopteri; Lampriformes; Lampridae
Gene: nudt19
Product: nudix (nucleoside diphosphate linked moiety X)-type motif 19
Exons: 3
Coding region: 148-1362 (404 amino acids)
Cellular component (GO): mitochondrion
Molecular function (GO): hydrolase activity, acting on acid anhydrides, in phosphorus-containing anhydrides
Source: RefSeq, a predicted model, not a curated record
UACCAGUAGGUGGCGCGGUAGUGUACUCCUGAGUUGUUUACCAACCGCCAUGGAAAAAAAACACAGGAAGGGGAUGAAGACGACGAAUUGGUAAAGUGAACUUUCGCCUGUAUUAGAAGUCCCAAUGAAAUCAUAACAUCACCAAGGAUGAAUACAGCGCUGAAGCACUGGAAAGAGGCUGCGACGAUUGUAUUAACCGCUGGCACAAGACAUAAAGUCGACGUGGACAGUCUCCCGAAGACACCUGAGAAAUGUUCUUCGUUGUCAGCGUCCAAUUUGCCACACAAGUCCGCCUUCGAUUAUGAGGUGUUAUUGCUGAAAAGAAGCAGUAAAAGCGGAUUCAUGCCCAAUGCGUACGUGUUUCCCGGUGGAUUAUUGGACUCCUCAGAUUUCUCCAGUGAAUGGCUGGAUAUUUUCAAAGCUUUCAGUAAAUUUCCCAAUUUCGGUUUGGGAUGUGUCAAACAGCCGGCGGAGACGAGACCUCCGAUCUUCGCCACAGACCGACUGAAGCUGGGGUCUCCCAUUCCCGGCGACGUCGCUUUACGAAUCUGUGCCCUGAGAGAGACAUUCGAGGAAUCCGGUGUGCUCUUGGCUCUGCCUAAAAUGGAAGAGAAUAGCUUGCUAAAAACAGUUGACAACAAACGUGACAGCAACCAGAUAACGUCACCUCCACACCCUCUGAAAGUAAAUGACCUGUGUGACAUGAAUGAACUUGUCAAAUGGCGUGCCCUAGUAAACAGAAACCCGUCCAACUUCAUCCGAAUGUGCAAAGCGCUAGAGUUGUUGCCCCACAUUUGGGCUUUGCAUGAAUGGGGCAACUGGCUCACUCCCACUGGCUUCGAUAGAAAGGGGUGGAGGUAUGACACGGCCUUUUUCAUGUGCUGCUUGCAGGAGGUUCCUCACACAUUUGAAGACGAGAAGGAAAUAGUGCACUUUAAGUGGUCCACACCCUCCGAGAUUCUUCAAGCCUACAAGGCCCGGGAGUUGUGGAUUGCCCCACCUCAGUUCUAUGAUCUCAGCCGCAUGUGUUGCCUCACUUCGCUGGUCAACCUCCAUAACUUUGCCAGCCAACGUGCUGCAGAAGGCUGCGAACAAUGGCUGCCCAUCUGGCUGGUAACGGAUAGCUGCCGUUUAUCACUGCUACCAGGUGACAAGUUGUACCCAGUGGAUGGGUCAGGGCAUGUUAAUAUAGACACUAAUAUUCCUCUGGAGGAUUCUCAGGGAGAUGAGUCUAAACUUCACCGCCUCAUUUUUCUGGACUCAUAUAAUAUAUCUGCUCAGGUCACCAUCACACCCAAGUACAAUCACCUUCUGCCUUUUGCAGGGCCCGCCACCAAACGUGUCCCCAACAGUCUGCUUUGACGUAACCUUCAUACAUACCUUGCUUACUGAGUGCUAAAGUAAAAGGAGAAAAAGUCCUCAUGUAACUGGGCAAGUCAAAAAAUAAUAAGUUUAAACAUUUAUAAAAAUGAGCUGCUGUGUUCAACCAACUUUGUACUUUCAGACACUGAUUUGCUCCCCUGCAACUGCUGACAGUACACUGCCUUGCUUAAGACUACAGCAGUUGCAGGUGGUAAGCAUGAGAACAAUGUUUUUGUUUUUUAUUAACAAAGCCCACGUUGAUAUGUCUACUAGAGGACUGGUGUGACCAAUCCUCAAAAGCUAAACUCUACAGUAUGGUAUAAAAUGGGUCCUGUAAGUCUGAUAUUGAUUUGAAUAAGUUGCACAAAAAUGUAGUUUUAUUUCUUUCUGAGGCUACAUUAAGACUGGCUGUUAAACUAACCUGAUCCUAGUCAGACCAAAAGUGAAACUUUAAACGCUUAAAUCAUCAUGUGUUAUGUACUUUCCACUGAAAAACAAAUCCAGUUAUAAAUGGUAGAAUUAAAUUUUUCUUUUUCUCAGGUUCAGCUUCUUUCGGCGGAUCUUGACUUUAAUAUUCAUGAUGUCAUCAGACGUUCAUUUACAUAUAGCCUAUCAGAUAAAGUCAUCAAAAUAUGAAACCCCGCCCACCUUUACCACCAACCCUUGCUUGUAAAUGUCACUCAAAUGUCAGCUCAUGAAUAUUAAUUAUGACUAGACCACUCCCUCAGUUCUUGAGACAACUGAGACAGUUAUGGAUAAAUGUAUACAAAAAAAUCGAAAUAUGUAAAUUACAAUUGUUUUUUUAUACAUUAAUGAAUUAUUAAUGUUCUCAAGGUUUUUAGACAUGAUCCGACUUUUUUUAAAUCUAUUAAUGUUCUCAAGGUUUUUAGGCAUGUUAAGUUAAAUCUGAUUACUGGUUUUGGUCAUCUGUACAAUUACCUAUUCAGUUCAUGUUCUGGAGUGUUGUGACAAAAUAAUAUACCGUUAGUCUACUAGUGACAAACAUUUUGGUGUUUUGCUUUUAGUAACCACAUACCUCUUUGUUUCUGUUAUAGCACAUUUAUCGCCAUAAAACUAACAGGUAUUAGUUUUGGCACUGUCGUAUGUUAGAGUUUCGAAAGAGUGACAGUUUUUUUUUUUUAUUGUCGUGAAACCUGUACGAGCUUUAUGCUGUGUGUUAGGAAAUGUGAUGGGCAAUGUGCGUGUCCGCUUUCUGUGAACAACUUGAAAUUUUACACAAGCUUUGGUUGUGUUGAUUCAAUAAAUUAUUAGAGAAAUUUGAGAUCAAAGCACGGUUUAAAUAAAUCUCAGUUCAAAUAAACAAAGUGUA